Messenger RNA from Lactuca sativa (garden lettuce), 1126 nucleotides. Its product is annotated as thaumatin-like protein. Lineage: Eukaryota; Viridiplantae; Streptophyta; Magnoliopsida; Asterales; Asteraceae. The record is from RefSeq and is a predicted model, not a curated record.
GGGUACAAGUCAUUUAUUUUUUUCUAUUUUAUAAACAACACGUUAAUUAUUCUUACGGACUGGCCUAAAAUUUAACAUUAAGUAGUGUGUAGUCUGCUGUGGUUCGAGUUGAGAGUCGGUCACUAGCUCUCACUCUUUCUCUCUCUCCAUCUCUUUCUCUGUUCCACUCCUACUUUCUACCGCAAAUCUCUGAUUCUGUUCAGCAAUGGAAGCAAUGCACCUCCGUAGCAUCUCCAUCUUCCUCCUCCUUUCUCUCGUCCUCUUCCAUGGCGUCUCCGCCACCACCAUUAUGAUGAUAAACAAGUGCCCCCACCCAGUUUGGCCCGGAAUCCAACCUGGUGCCGGACAACCAGUCCUCGCGCGCGGCGGUUUCAAACUCCCCCCUAAAAGAUCCUACACUCUCUUCCUCCCACCCGCCUGGUCCGGUCGUCUUUGGGGCCGUGAAGGCUGCGCCUUCGACGCUUCCGGCCGAGGAAAAUGCUCUACAGGAGACUGCGGUGGGUCACUCAACUGCAACGGCAUGGGCGGUACCCCACCGGCGACUUUAGCCGAAAUCACCCUCACCGCCGAACAGGACUUCUACGACGUCAGUCUCGUCGACGGGUACAACCUUCCGAUAUCUAUAACACCAUUUAAGGGUACCGGGAAAUGCACUUACGCUGGGUGCGUUAGCGAUCUAAAUGUGAUGUGUCCGGUGGGAUUACAGGUCAGGUCGCAUGACAAGCGGCGCGUGGUUGCCUGUAAGAGCGCGUGCUCGGCGUUUAACUCGCCGAGAUUCUGUUGUACGGGGAGCUACGGUAACCCGCAGACAUGUAAACCGACGGCGUAUUCGAGGAUCUUCAAGGUGGCAUGCCCGAGGGCUUAUUCAUAUGCAUACGAUGAUCCGACAAGUAUUGCUACUUGCACCGGAGCUAGUUACUUUCUCACUUUCUGUCCACACCAUUAGCAAUAUUUUUAAUAUAAUUAUGUAUUUCGAUAACAUAGAUUUUUAGUUGAAGUUGGAUCUUUUGUGUUUUUUGAAUUAUGUUUUUGGCUAGAAUCGAUUAUCUUAGAUUCGGUAUGUUUUGUCUCUUUGGCUUUUUGUUUCUGAAAAAGCAAAAGUUUAUAAUAUAAUUUGAUUUCUGAA